This is a messenger RNA of Beta vulgaris subsp. vulgaris (sugar beet), 1598 nucleotides long. RefSeq lists its product as uncharacterized. The record is from RefSeq and is a predicted model, not a curated record. Gene Ontology annotation, cellular component: 90S preribosome. The transcript has a single exon. Bases 119 to 1336 code for a protein of 405 amino acids. NCBI's taxonomy places the organism in Eukaryota, Viridiplantae, Streptophyta, Magnoliopsida, Caryophyllales, Amaranthaceae.
UACCAUAUGCCCUACAAACACCACUCAAAACUUCACCUAAAACCCUCCUCCAAACCCUUUCUCUCCUUUUGUCUUCUCUUUUCUCCAUCCAUCUCUCUCAAACUCAAAGACUUCAACAAUGGAGAAAACAACGCCGCCAUUACCAACCGAAACAAUCUCAAAAGCAGUCACAGCUCUCCUCAAAUGGAAAUCAUCAAACUCCUCAUCUCAAAAAACCCAACUCCUCCCAACUGACGAAUUCCUCUACUUAGUCUUAACCCUAAACAAAAUCCCCGCUAAACCCCGCACAAACGCGCACAAAAUCCCCCUCCCAAACCCCCUCUUCACCCCUGAAACCUCCGAGUUUUGUCUCUUCGUGCACGACUCUCUCUCUCAAUCCGCAAAACAAAAGGUCUCCGAACUCUCUCUCCCAAUUUCCAAGGUAAUUAAACUCUCGAAGCUAAAGAAAGAUUACAAGGCGUAUGAGCAGAAGAGAAAGCUGUGUGAUUCCUACGACAUGUUCUUCUCUGAUAAGAGAAUAAUCCCUCUUUUACCCAAUGCGAUUGGUAAGCAGUUUUAUAGGAAGAAGAAGAUUCCAGCGCCGAUUGAAUUAGGGAGAGGUAAUUGGAAGGAACAGAUUGAUAGGAUUUGUAAGUCUGCGAUGUUGUAUUUGAGUACAGGGACUUGUAGUGUGAUUAAAGUUGGGAAAGCGUCGAUGGGUAAAGAGGAGAUUGUUGAGAAUGUGAUUGCUGCGAUUAAAGGGAUUGCGGAGGUGGUGCCGAAGAAAUGGGGGAAUGUUAGGGCUUUCCAUUUGAAGUUUUCCGAGUCGUUGGCGUUGCCGGUUUAUCAGAAGGUGCCGGAAAUGGGGUUGAAGAUUGCUGGGCUGGGUGAGGGUGAGGAAAAGAUUGGGGAGGAGAAGAAGAAGGUUGUAGUUGUUUCGGGGGCGGGGAAGGGGAGGGAGAAGGAGAAGGUGAGUAAGAAGAAGGGGAGGAUUCAUGAGGUUAAGUAUAUGGAUAAUGUAAUUGGGGAUGUUGGGAUGGUUGGAGAGGACGAAUCGGGGAGCGAGGAUGAGGAGGAGGAGAAGGUGGUUGAGGUUGAAAAGAGUGAUAAUGGUAAGAAGAGGAAGAAGAAGGAGGUGAAGGAAGUGGCAAAGUUGAAGAAGGAUGAGUCGGGGAGCGAGGAUGAGGAUGAAAAGGUGGUUGAGGUUGAAAAGAGUGAGAAUGGUAAGAAGAGGAAGAAGGGAGAUGGGAAGAAGGAGGUGAAGAAAGGAUUGAAGGGUUUGAAAGAGAAGAAGGAUAAGGUUAUGAAAAAGUCUAUGUCGGAGAAGAAGUCGAAGAAAAGCAAGAUUUUGAUGUAGUUGACAAUAUGCUGAUGAUCAUUCUCAUCAUGGUUAAUUUGUAUGUGAUAUAUCACUUACUGGUUAUAGAAGAGAAUGAAUGAGACUCAAUUUUGAUGUUUUUAAGCUUGUUAGAUAGAAGUUUUUUUAAUAUAGGUUAUCUUUUAUCAAUCAUUGAUCUGGUUUAUCGGAUUGCGAAAUUUUUAGCUACUUGGUGGGAUCUGGAUUAUACUCUGUUGUAACAGCAACUAUUUGAGGAAUUUAAGUGUUUAAAAUUUUGUUA